Molecule: messenger RNA, 3293 nt
Organism: Colossoma macropomum (tambaqui)
Lineage: Eukaryota; Metazoa; Chordata; Actinopteri; Characiformes; Serrasalmidae
Product: voltage-dependent L-type calcium channel subunit beta-2-like
Exons: 13
Coding region: 977-2908 (643 amino acids)
Biological process (GO): calcium ion transmembrane transport; regulation of voltage-gated calcium channel activity; neuromuscular junction development
Cellular component (GO): voltage-gated calcium channel complex
Molecular function (GO): protein binding; high voltage-gated calcium channel activity
Source: RefSeq, a predicted model, not a curated record
GUAAGAGCGAAGGUGCGGAGAGAAAGCAGAAGAGAGGGACAAGUGAUCGAGAAAGAGAGAGAGGAGAGAGAAAAGCAAAACACAGAACAGAAAACGUAGAUGACUAGAGCAUCAGCCUGAGAGGCAGCUGCGCUGGACGAAUGAGGAAAGGAGUGAAAGAAAGGAUAAAUGGAUAGAAUGGAGGCAGAGAACGAGUGAAAGCAGCUCACUGCAGCACCUGUGAGCCACAGCCAGAAAACAGCAGCAGCAGCGCCGUCAUCAUCAUCAUCAUCCGCAGCAGCACUCCAGCCUCAUUGACUUUGCUUUACCAAAAGCCAGACGCGAUGGCAGCCUUAACCCGUAGGGCUGGAGGUCCGAAUCGCUAAUUGAAGGAUAAAAUGCCCACCAGAGCCUCUGCACUGGCCCCUAAAGCCCUCAUUCGUUCAGCAUGCGCUGGGAUAGCUCGCUCACUCGCUCACGUGGAAACAUCGGAACUCUCCGUCCCCACGGCAACAGCCACAGUGCAGCUAGCCCUGUUAGCAUUAGCUCAAGCAAUAGCAGGGACAUCAGGUAGCAGCUCACUAAGGAGCUUAGAGGGCAAGUACAGUGCUGACAUUAACUCUAGUAAGUGGUCGUAGUAGUAGUGGUAGUAGUACAAGUAGCUCAACAGACAUUUAAGCAUGAUAGAGAUUAUGUUAUGUUUAGAUUUGUAGACUUUUUUUAAUUACCUUAACUUUAGCUGUUUUUUGAGGGCUUUAGGGAAAUUGAAGAGACUUUUUGCUGUAUUUACACUAGUUGUAGCAUAUGUAUCACCAGUAUGAAAAGCUAAUGUGCUCUCAGGUUUAGUUUAAUUGUUUUCCAGUACUUUAGUUGUAGCUGUAGUGUUAGUUUGCACUAGGUAGUAUUUAGUAGUGCCUGUUGUAUGAUUGUAAUUAGUGGUCAGCUGCGUUUGUGGUUGGUAUGGUGAGGAGAGCGGACGCUCUUACCCUACUGGCUGAUGAAGGCCUCCUGGAUACGGCUGCUGAAAAGAGCAAAGGGGGGUCGAGUCAAGAACGAUAUUGGAGGUUCGGCAGACUCAUACACCAGUCGACCGUCUGACUCGGAUGUGUCUCUGGAGGAGGAUAAAGAGGCUCUGCGCAGAGAGGCUGAGAGACAGGCUCAGGCACAGCUAGAGAAGGCCAAGACAAAACCCGUAGCGUUUGCUGUUCGGACAAACGUCAGCUACAGCCCUUCCCUCGAAGAUGACGUCCCUGUGCCUGGAAUGGCCGUCUCUUUUGAUGCUAAAGAUUUUCUUCAUGUAAAAGAGAAGUUUAAUAAUGACUGGUGGAUUGGCCGCUUGGUGAAGGAAGGCUGUGAGAUCGGCUUCAUCCCCAGUCCAGUGAAGUUAGAAAACACGCGCAUCCACCAGGAGCAACGAGCCAAACAGGGAAAAUUCCACUCCAGUAAAUCAGGGGCAAACUCCUCGUCUAGUUUAGGGGAAGUGGCUCCAAACUCUCGGAAGUCUACUCCUCCGUCCUCAGCCGUGGAUAUAGACGCUGCGGGUUUAGAGCCGGAGGAGCCCGACCCUCCUCCCCAGCAGCGUUCUCCUAAAGCCAGCCCAAACACAGUCAUAUCCCCUUUAGCCCGCGAGAAACGAAUGCCCUUCUUUAAGAAGACGGAGCACAUCCCCCCAUAUGACGUUGUGCCCUCCAUGAGGCCGGUGGUCCUGGUGGGACCCUCGCUCAAGGGCUAUGAGGUAACGGACAUGAUGCAGAAAGCAUUAUUUGACUUUCUGAAGCACAGAUUUGAGGGAAGGAUAUCCAUCACACGGGUGACAGCCGACAUUUCUCUGGCCAAGCGGUCUGUUCUGAAUAACCCCAGUAAACACGCCAUCAUUGAACGAUCCAACACGCGCUCCAACCUUGCUGAGGUACAGAGUGAGAUUGAGAGGAUUUUUGAGCUGGCGCGGACGCUGCAGUUGGUGGUCCUAGAUGCUGACACUAUAAACCAUCCAGCUCAACUGGGCAAAACCUCACUCGCUCCGAUCAUCGUCUAUGUCAAGAUCUCCUCUCCAAAGGUGUUACAGAGACUGAUAAAGUCUAGAGGGAAGUCUCAAGCCAAACACCUCAAUGUGCAAAUGGUGGCAGCAGACAAACUGGCUCAGUGCCCUCCAGAGCUUUUUGAUAUCAUCUUGGAUGAGAAUCAGUUAGAAGAUGCCUGUGAGCACAUGGCAGACUAUUUGGAGGCCUACUGGAAGUCCACUCAUCCGGCCAGCAGCGCUCCAGCUAACCCAGUCUUAGACAAACUUGCCACCUCCACUGCGGCUCAGUCGGCCAGUCCAGAAACACUGUCCAACCUGCAGCUCCAGGGCAUGGGGAGCAACCCGAAAGUGGAGAAGUCGCUGGGCGAGCGGAAGGGCUCUCAAGAAGACCAUCAUCACCACCAUCACCGUCAUCACCAUCGACUGCAAAAGCAGGGCAGUCUGGACCACGCCGAGGAUGAUGACGCUGAGGAGGAAGAGCCAGUGGCCAUGGAAGAACAGAGACCGUUACGGAGCGGGCGGAGAGCACCACACGUACACCACCGCUCUUCAUCCACACGGACCGAACACCACAACCAUCACCAUCACCACCAUCAUCAUCACCACCACAACCGCACAGCACGGACGCUUUCCAGGCAGGAGACGCUGGAGAGCAGAGAUUCUGCUUACACUGAGCCACGAGCUAGCCACGCACACACACACUCGCACCCACACGCGCACACACACCACCCCCGCGAGGAGGAGGACGAGGAGGAGGAAGAGGAGGAGGAGGAGCCGCCUCUUCAGCACAACCACCAUCACCAUCACCAUCAUCACCGUGGAGACAGAGAGAGGGAGCAUGAGCACAGUGAAAGAAACAGCCGGCAGCGUGCUCCACAGAGACCGCAACGAGAACGCUACCACGACUAAGAGAGACAGCGCUCCGCUGAGGGAGAGAAGAAAAGAGGAGAGACAGAGUGGGCGAGAGAUCAUUACAUAGAGUAGUGACACACCCACACACAAACACACAAUCACAACCACAACCACAAACUGCAUCAAACGUAACACACAUGCGCCAUUAUAAAAGUAAACUACUGUCAGGUCCACAAUUAUUGCCAACAUUGAUGAGUUUUAUAAAAAACAUCAUAGAAAACAGUACUGAGAUUAGUUUUAGCAGGGCCAGAUGUGAUUCCAUAACAAGAAUACACAUCUGGGGACAACCUGUUAAACUUUUGAGGCGAAAUCAAGGGGACACGCCCUCUAAAACCCACCCCCAAAUUCCUCUAGUCUGCGCUCUUUUAACAUUUACCGUUAG